CGCCUUUGUCUCAUGCCUGCGCCAAUAUAAUUCUGUGUUGCAAUCAAAAAGUAGUGUGUGAGUUGACAUAAUAAUUUAGGAUAUAUUGGUGUGGAUAACAGCUCAGAGGUCCACAUAGUCAGGUUUUUGGUGGUUAUUGUCCUCCACUCAUGCUUUACUUCCCAGAUAAGCCCAUCUGUGAUGACUCUGGCAGUUUGCUUUGUGUUGUCGUGUUUGUAGGCCCCACGUUCCGGGCCUGUCGUCAGCAGGCUUUUGACUCGGCAGCACAGCUCAGGUGACGGAAGUUUAAAUAUCUCAUUUUGGACAGGUGAACCGUCGGCCACGGGAUGAUGCAGUGGCGUGCUUUGUGUUUCUCCCACUGCUGGUGGAGCUCAGUGUGACAUUGUCUGCUCUCUCCACAAGGCAAACAUUCCAGACUGCCGGCCCACAAGGACACAGAAUCAAAAGUGGAAAAAAAACAGCUUGUGAAAUACUUUUGCACACACUUGUUUAGUGUUAAAAGGUUAUUGAACGCAGCUCUUCUUGACAUGAGAGCUACUUUCCAAAAGCCUAGAUUACAGCAAGGACGCCAUGCAGGACAAUAACUCCUCCCCUCUUCUCAAAUCCCCUUUUAUAAUCCCUCCAGAGAUCUGCCGGCAGCACAAGGUGUGUGGUUUGUACACGGCACGGGCUCUUGUGUCACACGGGAGUGAAGGUGCAGUGAAGUGCAACUUCUUUUCAGGCGUCGGUCCAUGCGUUCGGGCUAAAAUGGUUGAUGUUGUCUCGCCACACACAAUGCCAUCGGAAAGCGAAGUUCAUGUGGCGAGGUGCUUUCUCACCAAGAUUUUGCGAAGCUCCAUGAGGAAGAACCGCUUCAAAGGAAAGAAUGAUUCCAGCUCACGGCCUCAUUCCUGGCAUUCUUCCAAGCUGAAAGAGGAGGAGUCAGAGUGUCCUGGCAGAGAGUCCACAUCGGUGCCAGUGUGGCAGCCAAAGGAGGCAAGGUCCAAGGAGUCAUCCUUUCAAGUGGACCAGAAUAACCUGCAUCUGCGAACUGGGCAGCUGAGCUCAGCGAACGGCAUGGAGAAACUCGAGCGUCCUGCUCAUCCCUUCCCAGCAGAUUGUUCUUCUCCAACUACAUACAACAGCAUCACUGAGCCUCUCAGUAAAACACAAAGCAGAAGAGACACAUUCAGCUGCUUCUCCGCUGUCUCGGGUCCUCCGUUUCUCGAUCCAAGGACGGGGACGAGCAUUGAAAACAUUUUUUUCAAGGGAUUUCCCGGUGGAGGGUCUGUUUCAACGGAGCGGCCCAAAUACUUGCAGGCUCUUCACCUCGAGGGGUCAUGGUUACAUGAGCGGAACUCAUCUCGGAUGGCGAGUGAUCUGAGGCCCGGCGCUGGCCCAUUGUGGCAGGUACCAGAGAAGAAGAAAUCUCCGUCUCCGCCCCUCCAAUUGCAAAGUGAUAGUUUUGCUGCCACAAAGGUAUUCCCAUACUCUGAGGGACCUGAGAGACAUCGAAGGACUUAUGACAGGAUGGGUGAAAAGCUGACCGAUAGUAACAAAUCCAUCUCAGAUAAACCCUCAGAAUCUCGACGUAGCUUCACCCCGCUGUCUGACAAGGAGGUACUCCAUCCCAGCAGAGCAGGUGAACACAAUCAACCACGCCCAAAGAAACAUUUCUCCUUGUCCAGCACUGAUGUCAGACUGUCUCAUCACACCAACAUACCAGCCCACCAGAGGCAAUACAGUGACGAGAGUCCUUUCUACACCCAGACAUUCUUAGCUCCUCCCACCAAUAUUCAGAGUGUUGGAAGUUACUAUCGCAGUCUUCAGGAUCUGCCGAUGAAGACGUACAUUGCACCCACAAAAAUAGAAAACAGAGAACAGAACAGAUACUCAGGCCCGGUCAACAAAAAGACCAGGCCUGUGCCAUAUAAUGAAAAUAAGGAACACAGUGGCCCUCUAAGAAAUGUCCUCCUUGACCAUCAAAGUUCUGAAUGCUCCAACAGUCCUCAGGAAGCCACAAAGAGAAGUGAAGGACAGGCAAUUUUCUCAGUUCAUCAAAAUAAAAAGCAUUUCAGCCUUUCAAGACUCCAUGAUCCCUGGGUGCCUCAAGAAGACCACAGAAUAUCCGCCUUCAGGACCCCGUUACUUCAUUCUCUGGCACAGGAGAGUAGAACAGUCCCGCCCACGAGCACCGCGUCACCCCAGAAUGUCUACGACUCCAUGGCCGCCAGUUGCGGGAAAGUCGGUCGGCGCAGUGACCGUUUUGCCACCACACUACGGAAUGAAGUGAGGCAGAAGCAAGUUGAGCUGCAAAAAAGCCGUAGUGCCGCGACGCUGACUUGCAAUGUUGAUGAUGCCAACCUGGCGGAGUGGAAAGCUGGAGAGACGUCUACAUCGUGUAGCGUCUCCUCCUCAAACACGUACAAAGAUAAUCUGAAAGAGGCGCAGGCCAGGGUUCUUAAGGCAACCUCCUUCCAGAGACGGGAUCUAGAGCCCUUUGGAGGAGAGGCGCCAGUCUCUAAAACCACCAAUGGACGUGUUAGAGGGCGUAAGCGCUUUCCCUUGGCCAAGCGAACGCAUUCUUUCUCAGAACCGGACAAGAUAGACAGACUAGGAAUGGACAGAGAGCAUCAGGUUGCGUCAUUUCCCCAAAUGGAAUUGUUUGAUGCCAAGCCUGCAGUUUCUGAGCCGGUUAAGUCAGUGUCAAAGUCCGGUACAGAAAGCAAGGACAGAACUUUAUCAGAAAAAGCGGAGGUGACUCAUCUGGGUGGCGAAGCCAGCUCCCUGAACCCCCCAUGGGAGGAGGUUCAACAGGACCAACAGAGGCUGGGAACCUUUGCUGAGUACCAAGCCUCAUGGAGAAAACAGAAGAGGACAUCUGAGGCCAAGAUCCAAGGCAGGUAUUACUCAGCAGAGAACAUCCUAGACACCGAAGCUGAGGAGGAGGUUAUGUGCUUCCAUGAGAGAUCCAGAUCUUCUCCCUCUGCAGACUUCCAUGCACAGAAUAGUCCAUCCCUGUUGAGAAAUCCACAAGACAAGCAGAGCAGCGACAGGAAAGAACCUCCAUUUCCAGGCACCACUGAGAACCAGACUGGCCAAGAUACUGUCCGCCCUGCCGAUGUCAUGGUCUCCUCUGGCCCUCAUAACCUGAGCCCUGUCCUUCACUCAGCCCCAAACCCACAAGCCAAUGGCGUGCCACCAUCCCGUCCCCAUUCAGAUCCUGAAACAACUUCCUCAUCUCAGGAUUUCCUCUCAGAGGCCCUUGAGGAACCAGCGAUGCUGCGGCUGCCAUUGGGCUUGGAGACCCAGCAGUACGCCUCUACUGAGAGGCCCAACCCUGCUGAAUCACCUCACUUGUGCAGGAUGCCUGGACCUGACAGGAAUAACGAAGAAGCCGAGGAACUAAAGGAGCAGUCUGCAUCUAUCACCUCUUUGUCUUGUCUUGCACUAAAUCAAGCGUGCUCUCCUUCACCGUCACUUUCUGUGCAGGAGGACUCAACUCAAAGAUCUGAAAAUGACCUCAAGCUCUGUGAAGCUGUGAUGUAUGCUUCAGGGACGAUCGUCCAAAAUGAAACUAGCACUGAGUGUUCAGACGUAGAGAGAGUCGUUUCCCCGUCAGAUAUGUGGUGGUGUCCUGGCAUCAACAUCUCCCUGCAUGGCGAGGCGUCACCCUCCUCACUAUUUGUCUGCAGUCACCAGCCCACGAUGGACCCCGGACUUGGUCCAGUCAAAGGGAACAGUCUUGAGUUAGGUCCAAUGGGGGAAGAGGCCAAGAGAGAGCAGCUGGUGCGGGACAUUAUGGGCAAAGACAAAUCUCUGGUGGACAUUUUAGAUCACAGUGGAAGGAAGACCACCAUGGAUCUGAUGGAGGGAAUAUUUCCCCCAGAGGAGCAGAUUCUUGAGGGGGGCCAGCAGCGCAGAAAAACCUCCAACGGCUCCAGGCUACCUAUCACAAGCAGGAGGGAGGAGGACGAUGUCUCAACAACAGGUUCCCUGGUUCCCAGCUCUUCCUACUACAACACGUCAGCUCCAAAGGCUGAGCUCCUCAUCAAGAUGAAGGACAUGAAGGAACAACUUCUGGAACAGGAGUCUGAAGAUGAGCUGGACGUGGACCUGGCCAGUAAAAAGCACGAGCUCAUCUCCAGCCUGGCAAAGAAGCUCGAGGUGCUUCGAGAAGCGCGCCAAAGCCUCCAGGAGGACAUAGAGGACAAUGAUGCUUUGGGCUUUGAGGUGGAGACCACUGUGCAGCGUGUCUGCUUGCCCAACCAGCUCGACAAGUUCCGAAUGUUUGUGGGCGACCUGGACAAGGUUGUGAGUCUGCUGCUGUCACUGUCUGGUCGUCUCGCCCGGGUGGAGAACGCCCUCAACAGCCUGGAAGAUGAAGCGCCCCCGGAGGAGAAGCACACGCUGACUGAGAAACGCAAGCUGCUAAUACAACAGCAUGAGGACGCCAAAGAACUGAAGGAGAACCUGGAUCGGCGGGAGCGUCUGGUUUCCGCUAUCAUGGAAGCCCACUUGGACGCGGAGUGCCUGGAUGACUAUCGCCAUUUUGUGAAGAUGAAAUCCGCUCUCAUCAUCGAGCAGCGGAAGCUGGAGGACAAGAUCAAGCUGGGCGAGGAGCAGCUCAAGUGCCUGCUGGACAGUCUCCCAGCGGAGCAGAGGCCAUGGCUAUGAUACCUUCAGGAGCGCAGGAAGAAACUCUCCACUGGCAUCUGGACAGUAUACACUGUAUUUGCUGGUUGAACUGUUUCCCUUGAAGGUUUUUUUGUGGACAGCCAGGAAAAUUGAAGAAAUGGAUUGAAACCGCA
Molecule: messenger RNA, 4790 nt
Organism: Doryrhamphus excisus (bluestripe pipefish)
Lineage: Eukaryota; Metazoa; Chordata; Actinopteri; Syngnathiformes; Syngnathidae
Product: protein Shroom2-like
Biological process (GO): actin filament organization
Cellular component (GO): apical plasma membrane; adherens junction; cortical actin cytoskeleton
Molecular function (GO): actin filament binding
Source: RefSeq, a predicted model, not a curated record